AUUAUUAAAUUUUAUAAAUUAUUAUUUUUAAAUACAUUAAUUUUCAGAACAUUAUUAGUCAUUUCUUCUUAUUCUUGAUUUUCAAUAUGAAUAGGAUUAGAAAUUAAUAUAAUAUCAUUUAUCCCAUUAAUAAUCAAUUCUAAAAAUAUUUUUUCAUCAGAAAGAGCAUUAAAAUAUUUUAUUAUCCAAGCUUUAGCUUCAAAUAUUCUACUGUUUAGAAUCAUUCUUAACUUACAUAUUAAUCCUUUAUUUUUUAAUAAUAAUAUUCUAAUAAUUAUAUUAAAUUGUGCAUUAUUUAUAAAAUUGGGUGCCGCUCCUUUCCAUUUCUGAUUUCCAGAAAUUAUUAUAGGAUUAAAUUGAAAUAACACUUUAAUUUUAAUAACUUGACAAAAAAUUGCCCCUUUAAUUAUAAUUUCCUACAAUUUCUCUAUUACCUUAUUUAUUUCUAUUAUUAUUAUUAUAUCUUCAAUAAUUAGAAGAAUUCAAUCACUUAAUCAAAUUAAUCUACAAAAAAUUCUAGCUUAUUCUUCUAUUAAUCAUAUAAGUUGAUUAAUUGCAAGAUUAAUUAAUAUACAAAUUUUUAUUAUAUAUUUUAUUAUAUAUUUUAUCCUAUCAAUCAAUAUUAUUAUAAUUUUAAAUAUUAAUAAAAUCUAUUCUUUAACACAAUUAUUUUAUUCUCUAAAUAAAUUUAAAUAUUUUAAAUUCAUUUUUUCUCUUAAUUUUUUAUCCAUAAGAGGAUUGCCGCCUUUCUUUAGAUUUCUGCCUAAAUGAUUAAUUAUCAAUAAAUUAAUUAAUAAUAACUUUUUUAUAUUAAGAUUAUUAAUAUUAGUCUCAACUUUAAUUAUAAUUUUCAUAUAUAUUCGAAUCACACUUCCUAUAUUAAUAAUUAAUCAUAUAGAAAUAAUUUCCCACUCUAAAAAUAUUUUUAAGUUAAAUCUAUUUAUUUAUUUAACCAAUAUAAUCUCAUUUAUAGGACUUAUAAUUUUUUUAAUUUUAUUUUUUUAA
Cylas formicarius (sweet potato weevil) is the source of this 1005-nucleotide messenger RNA. The record is from the annotation of a RefSeq genome assembly. Lineage: Eukaryota; Metazoa; Arthropoda; Insecta; Coleoptera; Brentidae.